AGUUUACAACUCACACAGCUGGACGCGGCUUGCGGGCAGGAAAAGAUGGCGCUCUCGAGACUGCUGCCUCUAGAGCUCGCGCUCUACGCCGCCUGCUUCGUGUGCGGGAUAGUGACGGCCGCGAGCGUCACCAUCGUCCAGGGUCAUUUCGGAGGUCAGUGUAUCCUCUAUGGCCUGGUGAGCUUCAACUCGUCGUCCUCCUCCAUCACCCUCCAGUCCUCCAGCGCCGCAUCUCUGUGCUACUUUGUGUCGUCCAUCUCGGUGUUGGUGGCCGUGGUUUGCUUCUCGCUCUCCCUCUACUGGAUCUAUCAAAUCUGCAUCGAUGGAGAGGUCGCCAGAGAGCGUGUGUGGAUGAACGUGAUGGUGGGCGUCUGCGGAGUGGCCCUCUUCUUCCUCCUCAUAAGCGGCUGCAUGCUGAAGAUUGGCCGGGACUCCCUGUGUGACUCUGUGCUCGCCAGAGUUCCCAACAUAACCAGGUGUGAGGAUGCUCAGAGCAGCACGUGGGCGAGUCCACUGGACGGGAAGAGGUUCUUCGACAGUCUUCACAAAGCUGAGGUCAUUAUGUGUAGCUGGAGACCCUUCCUGUUUCAUUGUAGUAUUGACACUGACCUCCUUUCACAGACCUCCGCCUGGGUCAACUUCUUCUUCUGGAUCAUCAUCGGUGUCCUGGUCUUCCUGCAAAGGCGGCAGAAAUUGGGGUCCAAAGUGAUGACGGGGGGCCCAGCUGGAGGACUGUUUGGAGACCCGGCGGUGACGGCAGCAGAGACGGAACCGUUCUUUAACCGCACGGCCCGAACGCAGUGAUGCGUCAGCUGCAUUAGUCAUUACUGAGCUUUUGCUGUUAGCGCUGCGGUUUCUUUGGGGCUCUCGAGGGGCUUCUGUGGCAGCUGGACUUCACCAGCCCCAGCAGUUUCGUCGCAAUCUAUUCAGUUGCAGAAGUGUGUAAACCUCGCAAAGUAUUUUGUAUUAGUGUUUGUCUGAUAAAAGCGGAACCACUGAGUUUGGUUAUUGAGUCAGUGAUGUCUUGUUGCUGAAGGUUUGACUGACACCUGAGCUUGACUGACUUGAGGAAAAAGGUUGCUAAUGACGUGUUAAUUCCAUUAAGGUGGCGCUCCCCCUGCUGGUUACUUUCUGACUUACAACAUUCAUGAGUCAAGAACGUGCCUGGGGACAUGUUCGGGGUUAAAGCUGACCAUGGAACUGAUUCAACAAUUUCUCUAAUAAAACUGGAAGUCAAGCCUUCUGUCUGCCUUCAUGCUGACUCAGCUGGAUGAUGAGGUUCAACACAAGUCUGUUAUUAGCAGCAGGUGAAAAUAGCAGCGCUGAUCUGAUGGUUGCCUUGGCGACCUGCUAUCGCUAAUCUCUGCGGAUUAUCGAGCUGAGUGGACCGGCAGGGUGAUAGGAUCACGGACAACAGGAGCGAAGACACAAGCGCUGUCCGUCAAACUUUUUGGGCGAGAACAAGAGUGUUCUUGGGAGAGGGAGCAGCACUCUGGAGGAGACUCAGGAAGAUCUUGACCCCAAGAGAACCAGUAAUCUGGUGAUUAACUUGACCCUGGAGACUCCGAUGUCCGAGGACCAGUUUGACUCGGUGGCAGUGAGCGUGGAGUCGCUCCUCUGCGACGCCAAGCGGAUGCAGCAGCAGUGUCGUGAGCGCAGCGAGCAGUUGGCUCUGGCUGCCACCCAGCUGAGGGUGGAGUCGUCCGCCCUGCGGGAGCAGAGCGAGGAGGCACUGCUCAACAUGGCCACCAUGAGGCGGCAACUGGACGAGCUGCUGGACACAAAGGCAGCCUUCGAGGCCAGAGAGAGGCAGGCCCGCAAGUUGAGCAAGCAGCUCUGAGGCCUGUUGACCCACCUCAACUGUACAUUUACAAACUGCGAGUCGAUUAAAAAUAAAUAAUAUUG
Messenger RNA from Synchiropus splendidus (mandarinfish), 1905 nucleotides. RefSeq names its product transmembrane protein 179Ba (gene tmem179ba). The transcript has 5 exons. NCBI's taxonomy places the organism in Eukaryota, Metazoa, Chordata, Actinopteri, Syngnathiformes, Callionymidae. The record is from RefSeq and is a predicted model, not a curated record. The coding region runs from base 46 to 804 and encodes 252 amino acids.